CCCUUUCAGACCGAUGGAGAGGCUUCUUCCCCCCCUCAUUCAACUUGUUAUUUCUGCCAUUUGACCAUCUCUCUCAUCUUAUACAUUCACCCUUCUUCAUUCUACCAAACACAUUUCUGUGACCUACCCCUCGGACUUUACUCAGAUCAAAAUGCCUCCCAAGAAGACCGCCGCUGGAAAGACUGGAGGAAAGGCGAAGCCCUCUGCUUACAAUGAGUUCAUGAAGGUCCAACUCGCCAAGCUCAAGGCUGAGCAGGAGAAGUCUGGCAAGAAGGCUGACCACAAGACCAACUUCAAGACCGUCGCGCAAAUGUGGGCCAAGGCUCCUGAGAACCCCAAGAACAAGAAGUAAACGCCUCUCGAGGGUGUCUUAUUUCAUUUGGUCGAUUUUCUGUCUAUGGCUUUUGGAUCUGGUAAAUGGAACGUGCCGGGGAGGAUAUGAGACGAGAGAAACCGGUCAUGGGUGUCGCUGAAGACAUAUGGGAUGCUCCUUAUAUACCCCUCUUUUACCUUUUCGCCAUGUCGAUGCUUUGCUUUAACCAUGGGCUUUCGAGGCAAGCGAAAAAGUUGUAUGCACAUGAUGACCGAGCG
Messenger RNA from Kockovaella imperatae, 591 nucleotides. RefSeq lists its product as hypothetical. The transcript is spliced from 7 exons. The record is from RefSeq and is a predicted model, not a curated record. The coding region runs from base 152 to 352 and encodes 66 amino acids. NCBI's taxonomy places the organism in Eukaryota, Fungi, Basidiomycota, Tremellomycetes, Tremellales, Cuniculitremaceae.